AUCCGGUGCGGAGUGGGAGGAGCUGAGGGAGUCUGAGGAUUUCAGCCACAGGCAUCUGUUAAUAUUCAGCGUAGAUGUAAAUAUAGAAAUACUUUUAUUUACAAAAUCUAAAAAAACAAAACAAAAUUUUCCUCCAUCUGAGCGCAUCACGUGGUGACGUUCAUCAGCGGGUUGAUUCUUCGUGCUCAUCAAAGCAGAGCCUGAAAACCAGAAAAGAAAAAGAAAAAAAACCGCAGGAAAAUAACCAACCAAUCGAUCAUUUUCUAACAUCCGGACGGAUAAAUUGAUACGUGCUCGUGUGAUUAAGAUGCACCACAGGUUUUGUGGUCUGACUCGAGUUAUAUUCAGAUGAUGAAAACGGGGGGCAGCUUUUUUUACGGGGCAGACAUGGAUGUGAAAUCCGCCUCGUCCGCCAUGGAAGCGUUGGUUCGGAUCAGCUCCAACAUGAAGAGCCUGGAGCACGAGCUGCAUUGCCCCGUGUGUAAAGAGAUAGUCAAACAGCCCGUGGUCCUGCCGUGCCAGCACAGCGUCUGCCUAAUGUGUGCCUCGGAGGUUUUAGUGGCAAACGGCUACCCGCCUCCGGACCUCCCCCCAGAGCCCAACUCCCCGGCCUCCACCCCCAACACGCGCUCGCCUCGUCAGGCUCGCAGGCCCACUCCCAAAGCUGAGCAGCGGCCUAUUGACCGUGUGCUGCGAUCAGGUCCCCACCCGCCGUCGCCGUCCAUGCCUCGUUCUCCCGGUCAUGGGACAUAUCCGGGGCGACGGCGUAAGGAGGGCCCGCCCCUGGUGAUGAUGUUCCCCUGCGUCCCCUGCGGCCGAGACGUUGAACUGGGAGAGAAGGGCCUCACCGACUGUCUCCGCAAUCUCACGCUCGAGCGAAUAGUGGAGAGGUACAGACACUCCGUGAGUCUGGGCAGUGUUGCAGUGAUGUGUCAGUUUUGUAAACCUCCUCAAACUCUGGAGGCCACUAAAGGCUGCGCUGACUGCAGAGCUAAUUUCUGCAACGAGUGUUUCAAGCUCUAUCACCCCUGGGGAACACCYCGGGCCCAACACGAGCACAUCCUGCCGACACUUAACUUCAGGCCAAAGGUUCUGACCUGCACGGAGCACGACCAGGAGAAGCUGCAGUUUUAUUGCAGGUCAUGCCAACGGCUGCUCUGUCCUCUCUGCAAACUGCGYCGAGUCCACACCGGACACAAGAUCCUCCCCGUGGCUCAGGCUUACCAAGCUCUGAAGGAAAAGAUUACUAAAGAGAUGAACUACAUUCUGUCCAACCAGGACACAGUUCUGGCUCAGAUCACCCAGCUGGAGAGCUCCAUCACUCAGACUGAGGCUGAGCAAAGCAAUUGAGAAUCUCCAGCAUUUCACUUUAGCRGCUGAUCCAUCCUUCAGACACUUCCAGCUGGAUGUCUCCAAAGAGCUGAAGCUCCUGACAGAGCUGAACUUCAUCCAGGCUCCUCAGGCCCCAGUGAUCGAUACCCAGCGCUCUCUGGCCUACGACCAGCUCUUUCUGUGCUGGCGGCUGCCCCAGGAGUCGGCGCCCGCCUGGCACUUCUCCGUGGAGUACCGCCGCCGCGGCGUGGUGCCGGGAGGAGCGUCCAGAGGCGGGAUCAGAGGAGGACUCGCUGCGGCUCGCUGGGGCUGGCAGCGCUUGGACGACGUGAGCGGAAGCAGCGCCGUGAUUGACAGGUUGGAGAUGGACAGUGUGUACGUGCUGCGGGUGAGAGGCUGCAACAAGGCRGGGUACGGGGAGUACAGCGAGGAAGUGUACCUGCACACGCCACCUGCACCAGUGCUUAACUUCUACCUGGACUCCCGCUGGGGUCUCCACGCUGACCGGCUGGUGGUCAACAAAGAGCAGCGCGGAGCUCGAAGCGUCCCCGGUCUCUCUCUGCUGCAGGCCGCUGACCAUGCUCUCACUUCCUGUCACCUGACCUCUGACCUCCUGGUGGGGGAUGUAGCUAUUACACAGGGCAGGCACUACUGGGCAUGCUCAGUAGAGCCGGGAUCUUACCUUGUGAAGGUGGGAGUCGGCCUGGAGUCCAAACUGCAGGAGUGGUUUCACCUCCCGCAGGACAUGGCCAGUCCUCGUUACGACCCAGACAGCGGCCAUGACAGCGGCGCUGAGGAUGCCUUGGACUCAGCUCCGCCCUUCUGCUUCCUCACGAUGGGGAUGGGUAAAAUAUAUCUGCCACAACACAACCACCACCACCACAGCAACCACGGAAACAUCAACCGAGACCCCAUCACCAACGGCAAUGGCCCCCCCUCCCCCGCGGGCCUCACCUACCCGCUGCCGCCGCGGCUGGGCGUGUGCCUCGACUUCGAGAAGGGGCGCGUCACCUUCUACGACGCCCACUCGUUGCGCCCGCUGUGGGAGGGGCACGUCGAUUGCUCCGGGCCCGUCUGCCCCGCUUUCUGCUUCAUCGGCGGGGGGGCGCUGSAGCUGCAGGAGCUGGUCGCCAACCGGAACGCGGAUCAGACGCCGGUGAGGCGGGUGACCAUCCAGCCCCGCGUCGCUAACUUAAACAACAACAACUGAUCCCCGGUCAGAGGCGGUAAUCUGUAAUCUGGAAUGUAUCUGCGAAGUAUUUACUCAGCUAGGUCGAAACGUUCAGACAUCUCAGCGAUUUUGUUAAGUAUUUAAUUUACUUGAAAAGAAAUAUGUUUCUAUAGCCACAAAUAUGCAAUGUAAUUAUUUCUUACCUUUUGUUACAUGCAGUUUUGCAAGAUCUAUUGCUUAAGUAGUGUCUGGUAAGUCCAGCACUUUAUGUAAUUAUAUAAAUAUAUUUAGUGCUUGCAUCUAAAAGCUAAUGUAGAUAAAGAAUCACAGUUUUUUUCCUCCUGUAGAUGCUUUUACUUUGUUGUUUUGCGUCUUUAAUGCUUUAUAUUGGCUUCAUAUAUAUGGAUAUUGCUUAAAGCCUGAAGUAUAUCAUUGAAUCUAAAUUUUUAGCCACUUUGUUUUCAUCUCAGCCAAAGUUAUUGUUUUUCUGGGAUGUAAAUGUGGUAAAUUAAAGGUAGGAACAAUGAGGCAAAACAGUAAUUAGACUCCGAUAACACCUCUGCUGCACACUUAAUCACCAGUUUCCACUCUUCUGUCUGUCUGUGUGUUCUUGUUUUGUAUCGUCAAACACGUGUGUUUAAUGUUGGUGUGUGUGUAUGUGUGUGAGUGUGUCAAAUCCCUGAGUAUAUUAGAGCAUAAGGUUUGAUAACAGCUCGAAAUGUUCAGGAAUCAAAAAGUUGUUUUCCCAAAAACACAUUUUUAAAAAACUUUACUUGGUUCUAAAUGAUGAGAAUAAAAACAGUAGCAGAUUAAAUUAUUGUAAACUUCACCUGCUGGCAGAACGUUUGCUUGAAAUAAAAAAAAGAAUUAUGGAACYUAACACUGAAUAAACCUAAAUGGAUAAAAUA
Molecule: messenger RNA, 3411 nt
Organism: Austrofundulus limnaeus
Lineage: Eukaryota; Metazoa; Chordata; Actinopteri; Cyprinodontiformes; Rivulidae
Gene: trim46b
Product: tripartite motif containing 46b
Biological process (GO): anterograde synaptic vesicle transport; axonogenesis; neuron migration
Cellular component (GO): main axon
Molecular function (GO): protein binding; zinc ion binding
Source: RefSeq, a predicted model, not a curated record